UGGAACAACAGAAGAGAGUCUUAAAGCAAUAAGAGCACAAUUUGCUCAGAGAAGCAGUAUCUGAGGGCUCUAUCCCCAUGGAAGAAUCCCCGCCCAAGCAGAAAAGUAACACAAAGGUGGCUCAGCAUGAGAGUCAAUAAGACUUGAGCACAACAAGACAUAUGAAUGUAGAGCUGAAGCACAGACCCAAGCCAGAGAGACACUUGAAGCUAGGUAUAUUUUCAAAAGUAUGUAUGAAGCAGGGAAAAGAGAUACUUUACCCAGCAUGGUCAUUGAAAGAGGAGAAUUUGAUCCAAAAUUUCACAUGCCUACUACUCCUUCAAAAAUUGAUCCCAAAAGACUCAGAGAACUUGGUCAGGAAAAGCUGGCAUUCAUGUGUACCAGAAGAAGGAGGACAUAUGAUUAAUAUCCAAGACUUAUUUGGACCAAAUAUAGGUGUUCAGAAAGAGCCUCAAUUAGUCAUAAUAGAGGGGGCUGCUGGGGUUGGGAAGUCAACACUGGCCAGGAUGGUGAAGAGAGCCUGGAAGGAAGGCCAACUCUACAGGGAUCGCUUCCAGCAUGUCUUCUUCUUCAGCUGCAGAGAGCUAGCCCAGCACAAGCAGCUGUGUCUGGUUGAGCUCAUAGCACAAGGCCAGGAAGUGCCCACAACUCCCAUCAGGCAGAUCCUGUCUCAGCCUGAGAAGCUGCUCUUCAUCCUGGAUGACAUAGAUGAGCCAGCAUGGGACUUGGAGGAACAGAAUCCUGAGCUAUGUCUGCACUGGAGUCAAAGACAGCCUGUGCACACACUGUUGGGCAGUUUACUAGGGAAAUCUAUCCUCCCUGAAGCUUCCUUCUUGCUCACAACUCGCACCACAGCUCUACAGAAGUUCAUUCCUUCUUUGCCACAGACAUGUCAAGUGGAAGUCCUAGGAUUCAGUGAGUCUGAACGGGAGAAAUAUUUCUACAAAUAUUUUGCAAAUCAAAGAGUUGCAAUUACUGCUUUUAUGGUGGUUGUCUCUAACCGAGUGCUCCUGACCCUGUGUGAGGUUCCCUGGGUGUGCUGGUUGGUCUGCUCUUGCCUGAAAAAGCAGAUGGACCAGGGUAGAGUACUCUCACUGACCUCACAGACCACCACAGCCCUCUGCCUGAAAUACCUUUCCCUGACGAUCCCAGGGCAGCACAUGAGGACCCAGCUCAGAGCCCUCUGCUCAUUGGCUGCUGAAGGCAUCUGGAAAAGAAGGACCCUGUUCAGUGAGAGCGACCUCUGUAAGCAAGGGUUAGCAGAGGAUGCCAUUGCCACUUUCCUGGAGACUGGUGUCCUUCAAAAGCAGCCCAGCUCUCUGAGCUACAGCUUUGCCCACUUGUGCCUCCAGGAGUUCUUUGCAGCCAUGUCUUACAUCUUGGAGGAUAGUGAGGAAAGACAUGGUGAUAUGGAAAUCGACAGAAUUGUGGAAACACUGGUAGAACGAUAUGGAAGACAAAACCUGUUUGAGGCACCCACUGUGCGCUUUCUGUUUGGUCUUUUGAGUAAAGAGGGAUUGAAAGAAAUGAAAAAGCUCCUUUCCUACAGCCUUCCUGGGAAGACAAAGUUGAAGCUGCUAUGGCACAUCCUAGGGAAAUCCCAACCCCAUCAACCACCUUGCCUGGGUUUGCUCCACUGUCUCUAUGAAAAUCAGGAAAUUGAGCUCCUGACACACGUGAUGCAUGAUCUGCAAGGAACAAUAGUGCCUGAGCCAAAUGACAUUGCAUGCACAGUGUCUCAGACAAACGUGAAGCACCUGGUGAUACAGACAGACAUGGAUUUCAUGGUGGUCACUUUCUGCAUUCAGUUCUGCUGUCACGUGAGGAGUCUACAGCUGAAUAUGGGAAGACAGCAAGGAUAUGCACUGACAGCCCCGAGGAUGGUUCUGUACAGGUGGACCCCAAUCUCUGAUGCCAGUUGGAAGAUUUUCUUCUACAAUCUUAAAUUCAACAGAAAUCUGGAGGAGUUGGACCUCAGUGGAAAUCCACUGAGUUACUCUGCAGUGCAAAGUCUCUGUCAGACCCUGAGAUUCCCUGACUGCCAACUAAAGACCUUGUGGCUUGUUGAAUGUGGCCUCACAUCCACAUCCUGCUCACUCCUGGCCUCAGUGCUAAGUGCCAGCUCCAGCCUGACUGAGCUAGACCUGCAGAAAAAUGACCUAGGUGACAGUGGUGUGAGGAUGCUGUGUGAGGGGCUCAGGAAUCCAGCCUGCAACCUCAGCAUCCUGUGGCUGGACCAGGCCUCUCUCAGUGCCCAGGUGAUUACAGAACUCAGGACCCUGGAGGAAAAGAAUCCGAAGCUGCACAUCUCCAGCAUGUGGAUGCCACACAUGAUGGUCCCCACUGAGAACAUGAAUGAAGAAGAUAUCCUGACCUCAUUCGAGCAGCAGAGACAACAGUCGGGAGACAAGCCCAUGGAACUUCUGGGGACUGAAGAAGACUUCUGGGGCCCUACAGGACCUGUGGCUACUGAGGUGGUUGACAGAGAGAGGAACCUGUACCGAGUUCAGUUGCCCAUGGCUGGUUCCUACCACUGUCCCAGUACAGGACUCCACUUUGUGGUGAGAAGGGCAGUGACAAUCAAGAUUGAAUUCUGUGCCUGGAGCCAAUUCCUGGACAAGACUCCCUUGCACCAGAGUCACAUGGUGGCUGGACCUCUGUUUGACAUCAAGGCUGAGCAAGGAGCUGUGACUGAAGUGUACCUUCCUCAUUUUGUAUCCCUCCAAGACACAGAGGCAAGCACAUUUGACUUCAGGGUGGCCCACUUUCAAAAACAUGGGAUGGUUCUAGAAACACCAGAUAGUGUGAAGCCUGGCUACACAGUACUGAAAAACCCAAGCUUCUCCCCAGUGGGAGUAGUACUGAGAAUAAUCCCUGCUGCCCGGCACUUCAUCCCCAUUACUUCCAUCACAUUGAUCUACUAUCGCCUCAAUCAGGAAGAAGUCACACUUCACCUCUACCUAGUCCCCAAUGACUGCACCAUUCAGAAGGCCAUAGAUGAUGAAGAAGUGAAGUUUCAGUUUGUGAGAAUAAACAAGCCACCCCCAGUAGACAAUCUUUUCAUUGGCUCCCGCUACAUUGUGUCUGGUUCUGAGAACCUGGAAAUCACCCCAAAGGAACUAGAGCUGUGCUACAGGAGCAGCAAGGAAUUCCAACUCUUCUCUGAGAUCUACGUUGGACACAUGGGUUCAGAGAUUAAGCUGCAAAUCAAAACCAAAAAGCACAUGAAACUCAUAUGGGAGGCCUGGCUGAAACCAGGAGACUUUAGACCUGCUCUGCCCAGGAUUACCCAAGCCCCCAAAGAUGCUCCUUCCUUUCUACACUUCAUGGACCAGCAUCGGGAGCAGCUGGUGGCCCGAGUGACAUUAGUGGACCCUCUCUUGGACAAGCUGCAUGGUCUGGUGCUGAAUGAAGAGUCCUAUGAGGCAGUGAGAACUGAGACCACAACCGAAAACAAGAUGAGGAAGCUCUUCAGCCUUAGCCGGUCUUGGAGUCCAGACUGCAAAGAUCGAUUCUACCAAGCUCUGAAGGAGACCCAUCCUCACCUGGUCAUGGAUAUCCUUGAGAAGUCGGGUGGGGUUUCAUUGGGAUCCUGAAAUUGGUAGGAACCUACCAUCACCUUUCCUGAGAGGCUUCAUCCAGCAGCGG
Messenger RNA from Mus pahari (shrew mouse), 3648 nucleotides. Its product is annotated as NACHT, LRR and PYD domains-containing protein 1b allele 3-like. Lineage: Eukaryota; Metazoa; Chordata; Mammalia; Rodentia; Muridae. Gene Ontology annotation, biological process: innate immune response; regulation of apoptotic process; inflammatory response. The record is from RefSeq and is a predicted model, not a curated record. Gene Ontology annotation, molecular function: protein binding. Gene Ontology annotation, cellular component: canonical inflammasome complex. The transcript has 14 exons.